AUGGGCUUGAAACUGUUUAUCAAAACCACGCACUCUUCCGCCCAAGCCAUGGUCGUCGAACUAUCCACCCUUCACCAAUCAAAUGGCAAGGACGAGGUAGUGAACAUCUGCCUGCAAGAAGCUUCGGAGUUCCAGAGCCAAGUUGUGAUCCCUGGUCGCGAGCACACAGAUCAAACCGUGCACGUGCUGACGGAGCAACAUGUUGAUAUUGGGGGUGAAGCACAGAAUUCCAGAAAGAUCACGGGUCAAACCAGCACGUAUGUAGAGCCGUUGGACCUCCAGCGGCGUGAAAGGGGUUCUCGGCAGCCGCAAGGCUGUGGCUCCAACUGUGGCCAUGGCGGCAACGUAGGGGUACGGCCAAACACGGAACCAUUGCUCCUCCGAGUGUAUCUGGCGGGCUGUAGCACUGAUGACGCUGCCGACAAGGGUGUUGCGGCUGGGCAGCCAGUAGCAGUCACCCCUGCUCCACAUCUGAAUGGGAUGGUGUCCGGGUUCCAGGCGACACCAGUAAAUCCAUGUUCACCACACCCUGUUGCUGCACGCUGCGAACCUCUGUCUUGUGCCGCCGCACACCCCUGUCCCCCUCCCUGUCUGUCUGCCGGCCCCGGUCAUGGUGCCCAACCCCAAGCCGCCAGCCAUCCUGGGGGUGGCAGAGCCUGUGAGUCCUCCUCGUUCAUCGGCGUAGUGGGGACUUCGAUCGCGCCGCAGGCGAGCGAAGCGGAUCAGCAGGCCACGCUCAAGCAGAGAGUCAAGAAGUUCCGAGGGAUCCCGUUACUUCUGCGCAAGCUGGACGGCGACACCAUCAAACCCACAGCGACAACGGACACAGGUUCCGACAGCAACGUGAUAAGCAAGGCCCUGGUCGACCUGCUCGGAAUCCAUCUCAACAAGAACGGUGGCGCCACCACCACUACUCAGUUGUCCGUUCUUAACGACAUGAAAGCGGACACUCUGGGCACGGUGGAUCUAGAGUUCUCGGUGUUCUGCAACGGGACCCAGAUGCGCAGGCUCUUCCAUGUGGUCCAAAAAAUCGGGGCCCAUCAGAUGCUUCUCAGCGCCGAAUUGACCAUGGAGCUUGGCCAUUUCUACCGCCUGCCGUGCAAAUGCCACGCGUAA
Messenger RNA from Cladophialophora carrionii CBS 160.54, 1116 nucleotides. RefSeq lists its product as uncharacterized. NCBI's taxonomy places the organism in Eukaryota, Fungi, Ascomycota, Eurotiomycetes, Chaetothyriales, Herpotrichiellaceae. The coding region runs from base 1 to 1116 and encodes 371 amino acids. The record is from RefSeq and is a predicted model, not a curated record. The transcript has a single exon.